ACAGAAAGAGCUUCCAUCUACUGUGUUUUUUGUUCAUCUCUGUGUUGGUUGCUAGGAAGGGAGCAGGCUUCUACAACUUCUCACGUCCAUACUACUGUUGAGAGGGUUCGGAGUCCGGAUUAGGGAUCUGCGACAACUACUUUGUUCAACACGUCAUCAGCACUGAUCUACCUCGACUCAUGGAUCCGAUCGGCACCGACUCUCUAUCACGCCGGCAGGUCUCCUGGCCUUGCCGAGCUGUCCUAUGUGACAGACUUCGUUCUCAUUCGUCGAAUCAGGAAUCACGGUAUAAAAUCUUGAGUGGAUCUGCGAUUCCUAUUCACCGAGUAUAUCGCCUUCCCGCACCGCCAGCGUAAACCGGCGAUAUAUUGUAAUACUCAGUUGCAGUCGUAUAAUUUUUUUUAGAUAAUGACCUUUGUAUUUACACUGUACAAUAUAGUUUAGCGUAGG
Messenger RNA from Zea mays, 450 nucleotides. The record is from RefSeq. NCBI's taxonomy places the organism in Eukaryota, Viridiplantae, Streptophyta, Magnoliopsida, Poales, Poaceae.